CAUCAGAGGGGGCGAGGCGGGCUAGGGGUAGGUUUACGGGUUCGUACGGACGGAUCGAGUCGUAAUUACACUCGCAGUAACGUGGCCUCACGGAGCCAAUAAGACGCGUGACAGUGCUUCGAUGAUGAAUUUCAUGCGUACUUCGAUCCUUUUCACUUACACGAACGAUCGAUCUUAGGAAGCUCAAGAGGAACAAGUGUCUUCGCACCCAAAACGGUGCCAUGGAGGUUGUCUACGAAGGAUGGCUUGUGAAAUCGCCGCCCGAGCGCAGGAUCCGACGUGCGAAAUGGAGGCGACGGUGGUUUGUCCUGCGACCAUCCGGCCAAGUUCCGCAGCAGUAUGUUCUAGAGUACUACACAGACCAGACCUACAGGAAGCUAAAAGGCACUAUUGAUCUUGACCAGUGUGACCAGGUUGAUGCUGAGCUGGAGGUGGUGACAAAGUCCAAGUACAUGUUCGACAUAAAGACGUCGAAGCGAACAUACUAUCUUGUGGCUGAUUCAGAAGCGAUCAUGAAUAACUGGGUGGACUGCAUCUGUAAGGUCUGCGGCCUACGCAUGCGGGUUGAAACAGAGGGCGCCUCGGAAGAAGCACAAGUUGAGCCAUCGUCAGAGCCUCCCAAACAGUCUUUGCCAAGUGAUGAAAGUCCAACUCCUGCAGAGCCUGCACCACCCCCACUCUCUGCAGCUGCUGACCAUCCAAGUAGCCUUUCAAACGAUGACUCCAAUCCAUAUAUUCCUAUCAGUGAAUGCAUUACUGGAAAGCCUGUCGGUAACGGGCUUCCACAGUCAUGUCCCGAGACCCAACUGGUCGAUUUUUAUGACACCCCUCGAUGCAGCACGGGCAGAACAUCUCCAGAUCCUGUUAUGGAUGCCAUGUGCCGAAUGCCACGGCCUCCGGAGAAGCCCAUGCGUGAACUGAGGGGCGCCAGUCUUCUCGACUCCACUGUACCAGCCCCUAAGGUCAACUGGAACACGUAUCCAAAGGACUCUUCACUGCCAGGAAUGGCUACCAGUAGCCAAGCGUUCAGCUAUGACCCUGUGCCUCCACUGCGACCUACGAGCAGUCGGGAAGAUGUCGUUGAGCCGGCUGCUUCUCAGAACAGUAAUGUGUACAAUGGGGAUACCCUUGGCAGGGCUGGCCUUACCCUGCGUAAAGCGGGGCGUGCUGGAAUGGCAGUGCCUCCUGCACCACUUACCAGGCAGGAUGCUACCGAAGAGUCCUAUGACCGGCCAUCUGCCACACGGCCCUCCUCUGCCUCCCAAAAUGCAGGCAGUGCGGCAGACAUCACAGGCGAUGAAGUCAUACCUCCACGGCCACCAAAACCACCCAACAUCCGAAUUCGGCCAGUGGCCAGUUGUUACGACGUGCCUCCACCUCCCUCACAGCCACCACGAAUGUCGCAGCAGGACUCGUACGAUGUGCCACGUUCGGCUGGUGGAAUGCGUGAUGGUUACAGUGUUCCUCCGUGUCCACAGCAUGUGCUGCGACACGAGGUUUACGACGUUCCUGCAGCACCAUCCAGGGGACCGUAUGAGCUGUACGACCUGCCGAGGUCAGCAGAGCCAGUGCCUAGAACGUCAUCCAGUGGCAUCCCGCUUCCUCCACGCCUCUCGCUGGACGAGACAUAUGAUUUUCCAAAGUCCUCACUGAGCCCUGAUAGCUUAAACUUAUCAGUCCCUGCCCCAGCAGCACCAGGUUCGAGGAAACAUGCUUACUGCAAUGCUCCUGUAGGGACAUUCAGUAGCAGGGAAAAUGUCUUCAACUACGAGUACAAGCCAUCCUUCACAGAGUUUGUGGCAAAGGAUGAGGCAGAGGUGCAACAGAUGCCCCCUGGUGCCUACGCCAAUGUCUCCUCCACUAGUCCGGGUACACCCAACCUCACUGCUGUGCCACCUGCCAUAAACCGUGGCCUGAAGCCAAGAAAAGCUUCAACUGAAGGUACCUCACCAGGUGGCCAUGUGUUUCCUCUAGCUCCUCCUCCUGCGAACAGAAGCCGCAGCCACACCACUCCCAGCAGGCCAAGGCAGAGAAGUAAGGGUGACUUGCUGGCACCUGAUGAAGAUAGCUGGUCAAGUGCUAGCAGUAGCCGACGAAACUCCACAAACGAUGACCCGGGCAUAAGGCAACUCAGUGCAGGAGCAAAGAAGAAAGCGGAGAUCCAGUACCUUGACUUGGACUUAGACUCCGAUCCAGGGCCAACACAAAGCCCAAGAUCACCAGAGCAGCGCACUGGUGGUGGAACUGGCACUGUUUACAGAACAGUAGAUUUUGUCAAGACCAAGGCCUUCAACACAACACGGCAGGACGUUGAAGAGUCCUAUCGCAGUCACAAGGACGGUGAACCGUGCAAGUAAAACAUUACCUUGAAGUGCAUUUGUGAGGCUGAAUUAGAGGCCAGCUGCAGUGCACAUUGACACUUCUCAUCAAAGGUUGUAAAUACCGAAAGGAACAGGCUCAAUAUGUGCGAUGAUAUCCACAGAACAAACACUCAAGUCAACUGCACAAACGUGUCUGUAUGCCUGAAAGUUGCACCCUUUGGAGCAUAAUAGCUGACCACAUGACAGACAUUGCAGGUAAUGGGGUGUGCCAUAAGUAAACCUAGGGAUAGCUUGUUAUAAGUGUAGUGAUGGUUUGGUACCCUGUCCCAAACAUUUCUUAUUCAUGCUUUCCUGUUUAGGUUGUAUUUUUUAGUGACAUCAAAGCAGGGGCUAUUUUGAUAUGAAGCAUGUUUAGCCGACACCAUCCUUGCUUGCCUACUUGGUUGGCUGCAUUUUUCCCAUGCUUGCACAUUGGAGUGCAUUGAUCCCGCGUAAUAGUUAUGUGCAUAUCUGAUCAAGCACUCGAUCUCUUAUAUUAGCAAUAGUGUGUUGUGACUCAAUUUACUUGGCACUGUAUUUGCAUUUGCUGUUGAGGUUGUGUUAUCGUGAAGUUGUCAACUUGCUACGAGAGACAUGCAGAAAGAAAAGAAAUCUGUCCUGUUUUGGUUGCUGCAUAUUUUUUUUUUAGGAGAAGUUGAGUAGCCAUUUUACAGCAGAGCCUUUGUGAGUACGUCGAACACCAAUGAAUCUAUAGAGUUUAUAUUUAUUUGAAAGUUUCCCAGUAGAUGCAUUUUUAUACAUAUAUUGCAGAUGCCAUUGCCUGCUGUAAAGCAACUUGUAUAUAGUAUGACAUCUGUUAGGGCAAUUGUACAGCCAUUUCUUUAGCAAUUCCGCAUGGUUGAUUUGUCAGUUGCAUAUCUUUUACUUGUGACUGUGCUGCCAUUGCCAGUAAUAACACAUUCAGCAUUGUCAUUCUUGUGCCGGCUCUAUGUGAUACUUGUUACCGUGUUCAUUGUGAGCUGCAUGGCAUCAGCCAUCGAUUUCGUGCUCGUGGUGUUUGUGAAUAUACUCGAAUGUGCCUUGAAACAAAUGGACGACAUCGCCAUAAUUAUAUGGUUGCUUGAACAUGGUGUAGCACUUGUUGACAGCACUUUAAGAAAUCUUUAUAUCGAUGCAAGGAGUGGUCUAAACGUAUCUGGGUACAUGCUGGCCUAGCCUUAAGAGAGGUAUACUGCUCCGCCACUGGAGGGUGCCUUUAGUAUGUGUUAUGAGCUAAUGUAGAAAUUUUAGUUGUCGAAAAUAACAACAUUCAUUCACAUUGUGCGCUUUUUAAAUAGCGUGUUGAUGCUGUUUCACAUUCGCUUUGGUAAUUUAGUUGAAGGAAUAAAGAAUUUGCAUGAGGAUUUGUUUACAUCUGGGAGAGACCAUGUGGAAACAUGUCGAAACAAGCAUUUAGAGAGGAAGCCAUGGGCCAUAGCUGAACUUAUGAAUGGUUAACUGAUUAAGGGGCAAGGAGGACAUCUAUAGAGGAAGACAAACACUUCAGAUGCCUUUCUGCAGGUACAGCUGAUGCAUGCAUGCAUGGAAAUACACCCACAAAUUCUCAUGCAGUGCAUCACAGGCUAAAGUGAAACAGUAUCGGCAUAUCAUUGCAAGAGAGCAUGAUGUAAAUAUAUGCUGUUGUCCUUGCCAACAUAUAUACACUCACAUACACAAAAGAAAGUGCUUUCAGAUUAGCUCAUUACUCAUGCCGUAGAGAUGGAGUAGCAUGCCAGUCUCCGUCGACACAGGGCUGCAUGUUUCCAGGUGCUUUUGGAUUGCUCCUUGCACAUUUUUAAUUAAAGCAGAGAUUUGCUUUCUACAUAAAUAUCUUAUUUCUGACCAAAAUGCACUGGAAUUUGUGCAUGCAAUGCUAGUGUUUCGAACAAAGUUCAUUUGGCUCGGGGUUUUAAUACCUAUAGUGUACAAAAGUUCUGACUGCAUUUUCAGUGGCUCUGCAGUUAGUAUAUUUACUUACAGCCUUUACAAUAUAAUGUUGUUGUUACACUCAUGACUGUAUGGAGCCCUCUCUUGUGGGAAUGCUAUAUACAUUACUGCCGCAUGCUCAGAUGUUUGUACAUACAAUGAACAAGUGUUAUUCAGGUUAAAGUAAUAAAGGUUUGGUUAUUAUCACAA
This is a messenger RNA of Dermacentor andersoni, 4496 nucleotides long. RefSeq names its product daughter of sevenless (gene dos). Gene Ontology annotation, cellular component: cytoplasm. Gene Ontology annotation, biological process: signal transduction. Gene Ontology annotation, molecular function: signaling adaptor activity. The record is from RefSeq and is a predicted model, not a curated record. Lineage: Eukaryota; Metazoa; Arthropoda; Arachnida; Ixodida; Ixodidae.